CAUUCAAUAAUCCACUUUCAAACGAAACGAUUCAACGAAUUUCAUUGAAACGAAACCAACGACCAAACAUUUCCCAUUUUCGUUCUGGAUUCACAUCGCCCGGUUCAAUAUUUCGAUUCGGUUUGUUGCGUAGAGCCUUCUGCAUGUCGCUAACAUUGAUUUGAGCUGAAUUUCGUCGUUUUUUUCGUUUUUAUUUUCGUUACGAUAAAGUGAUCGUUCUCACAUAACCUAAACAUUUUGGCGGCCUAUCCUUUACGGUUACAACAUUUGAUCAAAUGGAAGAUUUCGAGAAAAUUGAAAAAAUUGGCGAAGGGACGUACGGCGUUGUAUAUAAGGGACGAAACAAACUAACCGGUGAAGUAGUUGCGAUGAAAAAAAUUCGACUGGAAUCAGAGGACGAAGGCAUUCCAUCAACUGCUAUUCGUGAAAUAUCGUUGCUGAAAGAGUUGAAGCAUCCGAAUGUGGUGAACCUGAAAGACGUGCUAAUGGAGGAGAGUAGACUGUACUUGAUAUUUGAGUUUUUGUCGAUGGAUCUGAAGAAAUAUAUGGACACAUUGCCGCAAGGGAAAAUGAUGAACCCCGAUCUAGUCCGAUCGUACAUGUACCAAAUAACUUCCGCUAUGUUGUUCUGUCAUCGAAGACGAGUUCUCCAUCGCGAUCUGAAACCACAGAACCUAUUGAUCGACCAAAAAGGCGUUAUCAAAGUAGCCGAUUUCGGUCUGGGCCGUUCAUUUGGCAUCCCCGUUCGCGUGUACACCCACGAAAUUGUCACAUUGUGGUAUCGUGCGCCCGAAGUACUGCUCGGAUCACAGCGAUACUCCUGCCCCGUUGAUGUCUGGUCGCUUGGAUGUAUUUUCGCUGAAAUGGUCACGCGUAAACCACUGUUCCAAGGAGACUCCGAAAUCGAUCAAUUGUUUCGAAUGUUCAGAAUUCUGAAAACUCCCACCGAAGACAUUUGGCCAGGUGUGACCGAACUGCAGGACUACAAAACCAAUUUCCCCUGCUGGAACCAAGUCCAAUUAGAGAAACAGGUCAAAGGAAUGAGUGCAGUGGGCCUAGACUUAUUAGCCCAGACACUGGUUUAUGAUCCGAUAAAACGUAUAUCUGCAAAGAGGAUGCUCGAACACGAAUAUUUUAACGGUUUCGAUACACAUUUGCUGGUCCCGUCACACUGACACAAUUUUUAUUCGAAUAAGUUUCUGUCUUGUAAUUCAUCUGUAAUUUUGCUGUUCUAAUUAAAUGAAUUUAUUCCCGGA
Molecule: messenger RNA, 1256 nt
Organism: Bradysia coprophila
Lineage: Eukaryota; Metazoa; Arthropoda; Insecta; Diptera; Sciaridae
Gene: Cdk1
Product: Cyclin-dependent kinase 1
Biological process (GO): G2/M transition of mitotic cell cycle; mitotic G2 DNA damage checkpoint signaling; protein phosphorylation
Cellular component (GO): nucleus
Molecular function (GO): ATP binding; cyclin-dependent protein serine/threonine kinase activity
Source: RefSeq, a predicted model, not a curated record